AUGGUACAGACCAGUCGCACUCCCACCUGGACCCUCAACCUCACUGCAGGACCAUCAACCUCACUGCAGGACCAUCAACCUCACUGUAGGACUAUCAACCUCACUGCAGGACCAUUGACCCCACUGCAGGACCAUCGACCCCACUGCAGGACCAUCAACCUCACUGCAGGACUAUCAACCUCACUGCAGGACUAUCAACCUCACUGCAGGACCAUUGACCUCACUGCAGGACCAUUGACCUCACUGCAGGACCAUCAACCUUACUGCAGGACCAUCAACCUCACCGCAGGACCAUUGACCUCACUGCAGGACCAUCGACCUUACUGCAGGACCAUCAACCUCACCGCAGGACCAUCGACCACACUGCAGGACCAUCGACCACACUGCAGGACCAUUGACCCCACUGCAGGACCAUCGACCCCACUGCAGGACCAUCAACCGCACUGCAGGACCAUUGACCCCACUGCAGGACCAUCGACCUCACUGCAGGACCAUCGACCGCACUGCAGGACCAUUGACCCCACUGCAGAACCAUUGACCCCACUGCAGGACCAUCGACCUCACUGCAGGACCAUCAACCUCACUGUAGGACCAUCGACCUCACUGCAGGACCAUCGACCUCACUGCAAGACCAUCAACCUCACUGCAGGACCAUUGACCUUACAAUAG
This is a messenger RNA of Knipowitschia caucasica, 669 nucleotides long. NCBI's taxonomy places the organism in Eukaryota, Metazoa, Chordata, Actinopteri, Gobiiformes, Gobiidae. The record is from the annotation of a GenBank genome assembly.